Molecule: messenger RNA, 1104 nt
Organism: Lytechinus variegatus (green sea urchin)
Lineage: Eukaryota; Metazoa; Echinodermata; Echinoidea; Temnopleuroida; Toxopneustidae
Gene: mob4
Product: MOB-like protein phocein
Exons: 7
Coding region: 9-719 (236 amino acids)
Cellular component (GO): cytoplasm
Source: RefSeq, a predicted model, not a curated record
UAUCGAUCAUGAUCAAUCCCUUUUUUCUUAUUUUCUAUUUUGAAGAUACCGUAAUGGCGGAGGGAGAAGUCGGAAUUUUGCGAAGAGUUCGGGCAGGGGCGAGGGCUGAGGAUUUCUUUUCAUGGGAGGAGCAAGCCUUUGAUGAGAUGGAUAGCACACUAGCUGUUCAACAGUUCAUUCAGCAGAGCAUCCGGAAGGAUAUCAGCAACAUCGAUGGCAUCCUACAGCCUCCAGAGGGCCAGGAUGAGGGUGUCUGGAAGUACGAACAUCUCAGGCAGUUCUGUCUGGAACUCAACGGACUAGCUGUCAAGUUACAGCUUGAAUGUAACCCAGACACCUGCUCACAGAUGACUGCAACAGAACAGUGGAUCUUUCUCUGUGCUGCACACAAGACACCAAAAGAGUGUCCAGCAAUAGACUACACAAGACACACCUUAGAUGGCGCAGCUUGCCUCCUCAAUAGCAACAAGUACUUCCCAAGCCGUGUGAGCAUCAAGGAAUCGUCAGUAGCCAAGCUUGGAUCUGUUUGCCGGCGUAUCUAUAGGAUAUUCUCACAUGCAUACUUUCAUCAUCGUACUCUGUUUGAUGAUUAUGAGAAUGAGACGUUUCUGUGCCGACGUUUCUCUACGUUUGUGACGAAAUAUAAUCUGAUGCCGAAGGAUAAUCUCAUCGUACCGAUAUUAGAAGAAUCUCAAGGGAGCACGGAAAGUGAAGCAUAGUUAAUACACAUAUACCAGGCUUUGAUUAAGUAUAGCGGGAAUUAUUUGUCCAAGGUUGGACUGGUAUUGCUUUUUUUCCCUGAGCCCCGAGGGAAAAAUUUUCCAGUAAAACCAAGGAUGAACAAUUUCCUCUAUACUUUCGAAAUUGAGGCCUGGUGUAUUUGUUUCAUAUCCUACAUUAUUUUAAUAAGUUAGAACAACAGAUCCUGAUAAUCUAGUUCUUGUUCACGUAGUUCAUCUUUUUUAAUCUGAACCAAAAUAAAGAUAACACGCUCUGACCGACCUACUUCCUGAAGCUAGGUGCUCAGCUGAACGCAGAUUUGUGCCCGCGCCUUAGAGAUUGUGCGAUUUUUGUCAGUGAUGGAAUAGAGCGCUAUUCCAUCAU